AUGAGCGUCGCCAAACUCGUCACCGACGUGGAGCGACAGCUUGGGGAGUCGCAAAACGAGCGCGACGCCAGGAUCGAGCGCCUUUGGUCUAAGCUGGACCCCGCUGGAAAAGGGGAAUUGGAUCUCAAGGCCCUUCAAAAGGGCUUUCACAGGAUUGACCACCCUCUGAAAAAUGCCGACGACCUGCUCAAACAGAUCCUGCGAGAGGUGGACACGAACCAGGACGGCAAGAUCCAAUACCAAGAGUUCCGCGCCUUCGUUGAACAUGCAGAUCGGCAGUUAUUUCAACUCUUUCAAGCCAUCGACAAGGAUGGCAACGGCAAGCUGGAUGCCGCCGAACUCCAGACGGCUUUUCGCACGGCUGGGCUUGCCGUCUCCAAUCGUAGACUAUCGGAUUUCUUCAACGACUUGGACAGGAACAACGACGGCUAUGUCAGCUUUGAAGAAUGGCGAAACUUUCUCUUGUUCAUGCCAGCCGGCAGCCAUGACUCCCGGCUCAAAGCCGUCCUGUCCUAUUACGACUCCGUCGUCAGUGUCACCCCCGAAGGAGAUUCUCUUGUCAGUGAUGAAACUCUAGAAGGUAUAGGUUACUUUGUCGCGGGUGCCAUCGCCGGCGGAGUAUCUCGUACGGCCACUGCGCCGCUCGAUCGAUUAAAGGUCUACUUACUUGUCAACACCAGCAGCAGCUCCGAGACUGCCGCAGCAGCCAUCAAGCAGGGCCGUCCCGUCGCGGCCGCUCAGAACGCGCUGAGACCCAUCACUGAAGCUGUCAAGGAUUUGCUCCGCAAUGGCGGGUUACGAAGUUUCUUUGCCGGCAACGGCUUGAACGUGAUCAAGAUAAUGCCCGAGACAGCCAUUAAAUUUGGCUCUUACGAAGCUGCCAAGCGAGCCCUUGCCAACUUUGAAGGGCACGGUGAUCCUAGACACAUCAACUCGUAUUCCAGAUUCACCGCGGGCGGGGUGGCUGGCAUGAUUGCUCAGUUUUGCGUUUACCCGCUGGAUACUUUGAAAUUCCGACUCCAGUGCGAGACGGUGAAAGGAGGGCUGACGGGACGUGCUCUUGUUCGUCAGACGGCCAUCAAGAUGUACGCCGACGGCGGCGUUCGCGCGUGCUAUCGGGGGGUGACGAUGGGCCUGAUAGGCAUGUUUCCCUACAGUGCCAUUGACAUGGGCAUGUUUGAGCUGCUGAAAAAGUCGUACGCGAGCUACUACAGGCAGUACACCGGGUGCCACGAGGACGACGCCAACCCCGGCAACGUAGCGACCGGCAUGAUCGGCGCGACGUCUGGCGCCAUCGGGGCGACGGUCGUGUAUCCUCUGAACGUGGUGCGAACACGGCUGCAAACGCAAGGCACGGUAAUGCACCAGGCCACUUACACGGGCAUCUGGGAUGUCACGCAGAAAACAAUCCAGAGAGAAGGGUACCGUGGCCUGUACAAGGGUCUGACGCCCAACCUGCUCAAGGUCGCUCCGGCGCUGAGCAUCACCUGGGUGGUGUAUGAGAAUUCAAAAUCGAUGCUCGGGCUGCACUGA
Molecule: messenger RNA, 1533 nt
Organism: Ustilaginoidea virens
Lineage: Eukaryota; Fungi; Ascomycota; Sordariomycetes; Hypocreales; Clavicipitaceae
Exons: 7
Coding region: 1-1533 (510 amino acids)
Biological process (GO): transmembrane transport
Molecular function (GO): ATP transmembrane transporter activity; calcium ion binding
Source: RefSeq, a predicted model, not a curated record